CUCCGUUCGAAAACACAACAGAGACAAUGGUCAAGUCCGUCGUCGAGUGCUCUCCCGACCUCACCUGGGCGCUGGUCGCGAAGAACAACGUGUUCAUCCGCCGCUCCAGGUCCGCGACCAGGCAGAAGUGCUUCCGCUCCUUCUCCGCGGAGCCCACCAACCUCACCUCCGAGCACAAGUUCAAGUAUUCCGGCAUCGCCGCGUCCACCCCCGUCGGCGUGAACGCGUUCAAGUACCCCGCGGACUACUCCAAGAAGAAGAACCCCACCGCCGUCGCCGUCACCGUGGGCGACAAGACCUCCAAGGUUGCGGGCAUCUUCCAGCAGCAGGCCAAGGCUGUCGCGGGCGCCGUCGCCGCGGCUCGCCCCGACCUCACCGUGCCCGCCCUCGCCAAGCUCUCCUCCGUGCAGAGGGGCCUCCGCGUCGCGGCCAAGGCGCAGUAAGUGUCGAGUCUAGCGGGUGGAAAUGAGAGGCUCAAGGUGGGUGGGUGUGGCGCCGGGCGAGCGAAUGCAGGCCCAAACUUAGCGAAGCUUUUGCUGUGAGAAGAGGAAAGCUGAACCG
This is a messenger RNA of Micromonas commoda, 561 nucleotides long. RefSeq lists its product with no specific name. The transcript is spliced from 2 exons. NCBI's taxonomy places the organism in Eukaryota, Viridiplantae, Chlorophyta, Mamiellophyceae, Mamiellales, Mamiellaceae. Gene Ontology annotation, biological process: translation. Gene Ontology annotation, cellular component: ribosome; cytosolic large ribosomal subunit. Gene Ontology annotation, molecular function: structural constituent of ribosome. Bases 27 to 443 code for a protein of 138 amino acids. The record is from RefSeq and is a predicted model, not a curated record.